AUGUGCGAGGCACAUUACGUGAGGAAUACAACUCGUGACGCGAACGGGCGUUAUAUCGUGAGAUUGCCUUUCCGAACGAACAACACGGAUCUCGGAUACUCGCGCUCGCAAGUCUUUCGGCGUUUCUAUUUACUUCAGAAGCGGCUCAGGGCAGAUCCUUGCGUCAACGCGGAAUACAGUAGAGUCAUGAACAAAUAUAUAACGCUCGGUCACAUGCCAUUAGUCGAGGGUGAACCGGAGGACGGAUACUUCCUACCGCAUCACGCGGUUAUUAAAGCAUCAAGCAACACCACAAAGAUUCGCACCGUAUUCGACGCCUCCGCGAAAACCAACCGCGGCAUUUCACUCAACGACAUGUUAUUAGUCGGGCCAACAAUACAAGAUAAACUUCUCGAUCAUUUAUUGCGAUUUCGCGUGCAUAAGUACGUCGUGACGGCCGACAUCGAGAAAAUGUAUCGUCAAAUACUCAUACAUCCGGACGAUCGAAAGUUUCAGAGAAUCUUCUGGGAAACGGAAAGCGGUAUUCGAACAUACGAACUCAAUACGGUAACGUUCGGCGUUGCGUCCGCGCCGUUCCUCGCGAUACGAACGAUCCAACAGCUUGCCGACGACGAAGGAUUGAAAUUCACUCGCGCACGCGACGUUUUGAAACGCGAUUUAUACGUAGAUGACUUGUUAACUGGCGCGGAUUCUCUAGACGAGGUUCUCAAAAUUCGCGACGAAAUUAUCGAGCUUUUACAACGGGGCGGGUUUAACAUCCGACAAUGGGCUUCCAAUCACAAACACGCACUCGACAAUAUAAGCGAAAAGAUCUUGAACUUAGAUUGCGCGAUCGAACAGAACGCUGUAUUGAAAACGUUAGGAGUCGUGUGA
Monomorium pharaonis (pharaoh ant) is the source of this 873-nucleotide messenger RNA. RefSeq lists its product as uncharacterized. The record is from RefSeq and is a predicted model, not a curated record. NCBI's taxonomy places the organism in Eukaryota, Metazoa, Arthropoda, Insecta, Hymenoptera, Formicidae. Bases 1 to 873 code for a protein of 290 amino acids. The transcript has a single exon.